GCGAUCUGUGACGUGAAUGACGCUGAGAGUAUCGCGAGAUAACGCGGGAUGAAAAUGGCUGCUGUUAAACUACAGAAGAGUGUCGUGAGUCAGGCUGGAAAACACACUGCUUCUGUCAUCUUUCUUCACGGCUCAGGAGACACAGGGCCAGGUUUGCGCAGGUGGGUUUAUGAUGUAUUGGAACAAAACCUGGCAUUUGAACACAUCCGGGUGAUUUAUCCCACAGCGCCAGCCAGGCCGUACACACCCAUGCGAGGGGCUCAGUCUAACGUGUGGUUCGAUCGUCACAAGAUUUCCCAGGACUGCCCAGAACAUUUGGAGUCUACAGAUUCCAUGUGUGAUCAUUUAAGCGCCAUUGUCCAAGAGGAGAUCCGAGCAGGAAUCCCGAAACACAGGAUGGUUAUUGGUGGCUUUUCGAUGGGUGGUGCCAUGGCAUUACACCUGGUUUGCAGGCACCACCAGGAUGUGGCUGGCAUCUUCGCUCUGUCCAGCUUUCUUAACAAAGACUCCGUUGUAUAUAAGGCAGUAGAAAAUGCAUCUCAACAGCCUCUACCUGAGCUGCUUCAGUGUCACGGCACAGCAGAUGAGCUGGUUUUCCACAGCUGGGGCGAGGAGACCAACUCACUGUUGAAGAAAGCUGGCCUCAACACGUCUUUCCAUUCCUUCCCAGACCUCAACCAUCAGUUGUGUCGACAAGAACUGGAGUUACUGCGCUCCUGGAUCCUGAAGAAACUUUCCCUUUAGACCAUUAUUAAUGCUGGACAAUGACCACUGCUUCCCUAUAUCCAACAAUAAUCACCAUGUACUGUACUCUCACUCAUGUUGUCACAAGAUGCCAUUUUAUUAGUGUGUGUAUAUAUACAUACAACAACAAGUGUGCAGUAUACACUACCAUUUUUGAAAGUAUACUUUUAUGCUAGUCAAGUCUGAGUUUAUUUGACCAAAAAUACGGUAAAAUCAGAAAUAGGUUUGCAAUUUAAAAUAACUGUUUUCUAUUUGAAUAUAUUUUAAAAUGUCAUUAUUCCUUUGAUAAAAGCUGAAUUUUCUGCAUCAUUACUCCAGUCUUUAGAAAUCAUUCUAAUAUGCUGAUUUUCUGCUCAAGAAACAUUAUUAUCGAUCAGUCAAUAAAGUUUCAUGGAAACAGUGAUACAUUUAUUUUUAGCAGUUUAUUUGACAGCGUUUAUUUGAAUCUUUUGAUCAAUUGAAUGCAUCCUUGCUGAAUAAAAGUAUUAAUUUCUUUCAAAAAGAAAAACAAAACUACAAUCGCUCUUUAUAUACAGUGUUUAUACUGUAAGUGAAUCUCCAAAACAAGAAAAAUGAUAAUAACAUAAUAUUUAGGGUGAGUAAAUGACAGAAUUCAACUAUUACUUUUAAAUGAUCUGCUUAUUUGACUCCGAAUAAACUGUUAUGUUUCUUCUUUUCCAACUUUGUCCAUUGCACCUGCUGGAACUAAUGCGUUCAGUGUGAAAAAUCUGCAGUUUUUGCAACCAUCCACAUGCUUAAUCAGAGUUAAUAUAGCUGUAUAAACCUUGAUUCACCAGCAUGUGUUCCACCUCACAAAGACUCUACUUAUUGUGCACAUUUCAUUGCCUGUAGCGCUAACCACUUUAAAGUGUUCAGUGGAGCACAUUCUGCAGGCUGUGAUGACUGUUCCAUGGAGUCUGGUUUGGCUGUAGAGCCUGUGGUCAGGCUGAAGCGGCAGGUAGAGCCAUCACACCGGAGGGGAGGAAUGCCACACGGCUCUGUGGUUUGGAGCCGGAAUCCGGUCUGUUUGGCACAGUCUUGUUUCCUGCAGAGCGAGGUAUCUCUCACUCCUGUUCUACCCGUUUUUUCCCUCCACACCAUUAUUGCUCGGCAUGAAAUCUGCUGUACAUGUGUUUGGAGGUUCGCUCAAACAGUAGCUUCAUUAAUGGUUAUUGGGAGGAAGUGGUUAGCAGGUUUUAAAGUCCUGUGGAUGUAGUGAGGCUACAGUCCAGUACCAACAUGCACCGUCUGGACACUGAGAAUGACUUACCGACAGCGCAAAAAUACCUUAAUUCAUCAAAGAUACUGCAAAUGUCAUUUGUAAUGGGCACAGUGAGAAUAUACACUUCCAGUCAGGAGUGCAAAGACUCAUUCUUUACUAGGACUAUUUUCCACAUGCUAGAAUAAUUGUAGUCAUCAAAAGUAUGAAAUGGCACAAAUGGAAGUAUGGGAAUUAUGUAGUGACCAAAUUUCCCAUAUCUGAGCUUUUUCUUUGAAUUCCAGCUGUGCUCACAUUGGAUACAAUCUCAAA
Messenger RNA from Onychostoma macrolepis, 2275 nucleotides. RefSeq names its product lysophospholipase like 1 (gene lyplal1). NCBI's taxonomy places the organism in Eukaryota, Metazoa, Chordata, Actinopteri, Cypriniformes, Cyprinidae. Gene Ontology annotation, cellular component: cytoplasm. Gene Ontology annotation, molecular function: palmitoyl-(protein) hydrolase activity; carboxylic ester hydrolase activity. Gene Ontology annotation, biological process: protein depalmitoylation. The coding region runs from base 49 to 744 and encodes 231 amino acids. The record is from RefSeq and is a predicted model, not a curated record. The transcript has 5 exons.